Anthostomella pinea is the source of this 1185-nucleotide messenger RNA. The record is from the annotation of a GenBank genome assembly. NCBI's taxonomy places the organism in Eukaryota, Fungi, Ascomycota, Sordariomycetes, Xylariales, Xylariaceae.
AUGAUUCCCAGGCCACCUCCUCAGAUUCAGCAGAAGAUCACCAGAAAUCCUAGCAGCCGGCCACAUGUGAUAAUUGCCGGGGCGGGGCUUGGUGGCUUGGGUGCCGCCAUUGCCAUACUCCUCGCUGGCCACGACGUGACCAUCCUGGAGAGCGCCGCCACUAUUGGCGAGAUAGGAGCCGGCAUCCAAGUCCUACCCAACUCCUCACGGAUCCUCAUCUCCUGGGGCCUCCACGACCGGCUGGCAAAGCACGCAACAACGCCGCGAUACUGCAACAUGAUUGGGUGGAAAAGAAACCACCUCUCAAGGAUGGACUUCCACGCCUACGGUGAGGUCCUGGGAACCCCGUUCUGGGACUUUCAUCGCACCGACCUGCAUCAAUGCCUGCUGGACAGGGUUCUCGAGCUGGGUGUGAAGGUCCAGGUCAUGUCUCGAGUCGAUACCGAUGAAUGCGCUCCCGACGGACUCGGUGCAACCGCCGUGCUGAGUGAUGGCAGGAGGUUGGCGGCAGACCUGGUUGUUGGAGCCGACGGCAUUUCUUCCAAACUAAGGGAAGUCCUGCUCGGCCGACCCGACCCGCCAGUGCCAACGGGCGAUCUUGCGUAUAGGCUGCUGAUCGAUGCCAAGGAUAUGCUGGCAGAUCCUGAACUUCGGCCGUUCAUCCAGGACCCCCAGGUCAAAUACUGGAUGGGCAAGGGCUGUCACGCCGUCAACUACGUCUUGAGGGGCGGGCAGCUGUUCAAUAUGGUCCUGCUUGUGCCCGACGACAUGCCGGCCUCGGCAAUGACGGUAGACGGGAACAUCGAGGAAAUGAAGGCUUUAUUCGAGAAGUGGGAUCCGACGAUACCCAAGACCUUGGACCUCUGCCGCUCGGUACAGAAGUGGAAACUGUGUAUUCGCCCGACACUGGAGAAAUGGACCCAUGAUUCGGGUUGCUUUACACUAUUAGGAGAUGCAGUCCACGCAACCCUGCCGUACCUUGCCAGCGGAUGCGGAAUGGCAUUAGAGGACGGGGCAGCGCUUGGCCUCUGCCUCGCCAAGCUUACCGACAAGUCGCGCGAGCAGAAGGCCAGGGCCCUCAGCGUCUACGAGGAAUGCCGCCGAGAGAGGACAGAAAAUGUUGUGGCAGAGGGAGUUGCCAGCAGUACUUGUAUCAUAUCGACGACGGCGAGGAGCAGAGGCUGA